Molecule: messenger RNA, 1287 nt
Organism: Schistosoma spindalis
Lineage: Eukaryota; Metazoa; Platyhelminthes; Trematoda; Strigeidida; Schistosomatidae
Source: the annotation of a GenBank genome assembly
AAUAUGCAGAUGAUCUCACUGUUUGUAUGCCUAUCUCUUCCUCUUUACAUCCUAUAGAAAUGAACGAGUUUUUGUCUCGUAUUGAUAGUUGGUCUGUCGUUAAUGGUCUCCUACUUAAUCCGUCUAAAUGUCAAGCUGUUAACUUUAGCAUGAGACAUGAUCGGCAUUUAAACACCAUUUUGAGAUCUCAUAAUGCUUGUGCCAUUGGCAACUCAUUGAUAAACACAGUGUCGACGGUCAAUUAUCUUGGUGUUACCUUUUCCUCUGAUCUCUCUUGGUCUUCUCACGUUUCAUUGUUAUCGAAAAAAGUUUUCCGUCUGACUUACUACAUUAGGAGAUUGCAUGCAUUUGGGAUCACUUGUCAUUUACUCCUACAAUUUGUCAAUUCUUGCAUAUUACCUAUUAUUCUUUACUGUUCUCCAUUAUUCUUUCCCGGGCUUUUGAGAAAAGACUUUGCUGUACUGUGGAGAGCGCUGAAUGCAGUUAGCAAGGUAUGUGGUGAAUCUUUCGAGACCAUAAUUAAUAUGGUUGUGGAUAGACAUCUAAAGUCAUGCAAACUCCUGGCAGGUGUUAUUUUAUUAGAUACUAACCAUCCCCUUCACUCAUAUCUUUCUCCAUGUAUAGAACGAGACAAAAUUACAUUAAAAUCCAAGCACGCAAGCGAAAGUAUAAAAGUUCUAUUAUACCUUACCUAGCAAAUAUACUCUGUGACGAACAGGUUGUUAGAGUUAACCUAGUCUAUAAUCUGCAUUCUUAACAUGACUCUAAUUGAAAAGUUGUACAGUUUUUCAGUUUUUUUAAUUUUUUUUUAUUAACCGUCAUUUUUUUUCUGUAAAAGAAACUUGUUGAAAUAUUUUUUUGUGCUGAGAAUUCUAUAUUGUACCAAAAUAUAAUAUUGAAUAAAGCCAUAAAUAAAUAAAUAAAUUAGACGAAGUAAUACCGAGCGUUAUGAUGUUUUCAGACGUAUUAUGAUUUUUAAGGUAUUAGAAAUAUUAUCUCGAUUAUCCAUUUACUUUGAAGAAGUGACAUACAUCAAGUUCAGUCAGUAACAACGUAGUACUUCGUACGUAUUUACAUCAGUUCGAGUAGCCAUACCACAUUAGAACAGAGAUGCAGUUGUAGAUUCCAAUCCCCUAGUGGUAGAGGUAGGACAUACAUCAAGUUACGAAACAUCAGAACUACACAGUUCUAAUUAUUUGGAUACCGCAAAAUAUAUAAUAAUUAUUAAAACAACACUUAUUCGGAGUUAAAUUAUUCUAUAGUUGACACCAAUUCUUGAUGUAAAAC